Molecule: messenger RNA, 5003 nt
Organism: Macadamia integrifolia
Lineage: Eukaryota; Viridiplantae; Streptophyta; Magnoliopsida; Proteales; Proteaceae
Product: receptor like protein 21-like
Exons: 14
Coding region: 351-5003 (1550 amino acids)
Molecular function (GO): protein binding
Source: RefSeq, a predicted model, not a curated record
AUUAGGUCUCAAUACAAAGAGAGAUUUUUAUUGACAACUUCCUAAGAAAUAUCAAUGAAUGUGGACAAACCAAUAGACCUGAUUUUCCACACGGUUCCUUUUAAUAAUAAUUUGUUGGAUGCUGCAGGGAAGCUUAGGUAGCUUUGUUCAUGUAAACAUGUUUCGGAUGGGAAUGACUUUUUAUAUGCGUUUACUUUGAAUUGACUUAUGGUGACUUCUUGAUUUAUUCCAAUUCUAUGGACAAACUAAGAGUGGCUUUAAUAAGAUAAGAAAGCAUAUCCCUUUUCAUAAAGGUCUAUAUAUAUCUUAGUUUCUUAAUCUUCACAAACCAUAAGAGAGCUAUAUUAAUUAUGGGGAGUGCAUCCUUUUCUUCCGAGAUGGUUAAGAUAACAGGUUUUGUGAGUCUCCUAUGCUUUAGCUUCGGUCUUUAUGGGUCCAAAGGGUGUCUCCAGGAGGAGAGGACUGCUGCCUUGCAACUUUGGGAUUUUUUCAACUCACAUGGCUCUACUGUUCAUACGAAGUUGGAGGGAGAUGAUUGUUGUCAAUGGGUAUUUCUGGAGUGCGACUUGUUUAAUUCAACAAACCGUGUGGUUAUCAUUGAUCUUUCCUACCAAAGCUAUACUACAGGGCUGGGAACAUUGUACCCAAAUGCUUCUUUGUUUACUCAUUUCAGUGAGUUACAAAAACUAUACUUGGAUGGUAACAACAUCGGAGGUUGGAUUAUGCCAGAAGCAUUAUGUGAACUAAGGAAUCUCAAAGUGUUGUCUCUAAGUGGGAACAGUCUGGACGAUGGAGGGCUUCCAAGGUGUCUUGCACGCGACCUUCCAUUUUUGAGAGAGAUUUACCUACAGAGCAAUUCUCUCAACUUAUCAUCUCCUCUUUUAUCAGCAAUAUGUGGAUUAAGGAAUCUUCGUGUGUUAGAUCUAAGCAAUAAUGUUCUAAGUAAUGGAAGCUUUCCACCUUGCAUGUUGGGUACAUUCUCUUCUUUGGAAGAGCUCUACUUAGGGAACUUUACCCUUGAACAAUCGUCUUCUAAUGUCCUAACAGCAUUACAAGGAGCAAGAAAUCUUCAAUACUUGGAUCUAAGUAAUAACAAUCUCAGCGAUGGAAGUAUGAGAGCAUUAUGUGAAGCAAGAAAUGUUGGGAUAUUGAAUUUAGAAUUUACCAAUUUCAAUAUGGAACAUAUACCACAUUGUCAACAACAAAAUCAUUCUUCUUUGGAAAAACUCAUUCUAAGCAACACUUUUGCCACCAAAGACUCGGAUGCUCUUCUAGAAGGAUUAAUAUGUAGAUGGAAGAAAUUUAAACGGUUGGAUCUAAGUAUGAAUGAUCUCAAUGAUGAAAGAUUACCCUCUUGCCUAUUGCAUAACAACCCUGUGCUCGAAGGGCUUGAUCUGUCAUCGAAUAAUUUAAAAGGUUCACUUGGAUUCUCAACAGGGCUUUGUAAACUAAGGAAGUUACGGUACCUGAAUCUUGGAAGCAAUUCAAUUGACAAUAUCAAUUGGACAUGUUUGAGCAGCCAAUUGAAUUCUUUGCAGAGCCUUGAUCUUUCCAGUAAUAAGUUGGAAGGAGUGGUCUUCUUCUCUAUGUUUGCAAAUCUUUCAAAACUUGAAGAGAUUAACCUUUCAAACAAUAGAGAGUUAAAAGUUGAAACCGAGUCCCCAACUUGGGUUCCAUCUUUCCAACUAAACUCCUUACUCUUGGAAAAUUGUAAAAUCAGGAACAUUCCCCACUUCAUUUCCAACCAAUACAACUUGUCUAUUCUAUCUUUGUCGUACAACUCUCUUCAAGGAACAAUUCCGUCAUGGUUGUUAUACAAUGUUACUUCACUUUCUGAAUUGUACCUGAGGGGUAACCACUUUCAUGGCCCAUUUCCUCUGCCCAUGAAAAACAGAACAUCAACACUCCAACUUCUUGACAUCUCUGACAGCAAUAUUGAGGGGCAACUUCCUGGAAACAUUGAUGUGAUUUUCCCAAAAUUAUUCUUCUUUAACAUGUCCACAAACAAACUUGAAGGCUGCAUCCCUCCCUCAUUACCCAAUAUAAUUGACCUAGAGGUAUUAGACUUAUCUAAUAAUUACUUUGUAGGCGAAAUACCUCGUAGAUUAACUCAAAAUAAUACUUUCUUGUAUCUUUUAAGCUUAUCAAAUAACAAUUUACAUGCAAUAGGAAGCGUUUCCAACAUGACAUAUCUACAUUUCUUGAGUCUUGAUGGCAAUCGCUUCACAACACUCUUCCCAGUCACUCCAUCAAGCCUUCCUUUCCUUGAGCUUCUAGACGUAAGUAGGAAUUCCAUAUCCGGCUACAUCCAAGAUUGGCUGCCUGCUUUUCCACAAUUGGUCGCACUCCUUAUGAGAGGAAAUCAUUUAGUUGGUUACAUUCCAACAUCAUUGUGUCAGAUGAAGCAAUUACGGUUUUUGGAUCUUUCAAAUAAUCACCUCUCUGGAAGCAUACCUUCUUGCCUUGACAACAUCACCUCAAUGCUGGAAAAGUCAGAAUUACCAUUUGGUACAGAUAUUAUUCUUGACGACUACAUGGAAGUAAAACUCAAAGUAAAUUUUGCCACAAAGGGAAACAUGUACUCAUAUGAGGGUCUUCCUCUUGCCCAGAUGACCGGGAUCGAUUUUUCUUUAAACCAAUUAUCUGGUCAUAUUCCAUCUCAAAUGGGAAAGUUGAUAGCCUUGCAUUCAUUAAACCUUUCUCACAAUUCUCUGAUGGGCUAUUUUCUAGAAUCAUUUCAAGGGUUGGAAAAGUUGGAGAGUUUGGAUCUCUCCCACAACAAGUUGGUGGGAAUGAUCCCUCCUCAAAUUGUUCAACUCUAUUUUCUUGAAAUUUUCAGUGUGGCCUUCAAUCAACUCUCAGGAAAGAUCCCAUAUGAGAAGAACUUUGCUUCUUUCACCCAGGAUAGCUACAUUGCAUUAUGUGAACUACGGAAUCUCGAAGAGCUGGAUUUAGGUGGGAAUAGUCUGGAUGAUAGAGGCCUUCCAAGGUGUCUUGCACGUGGCCUUCCAUUUUUGGGAGGGAUUUUCAUAGAUGGCAAUUCUCUCAACUUAUCAUCUCAUUUUUUAUCAGCAUUAUGUGGAUUAAAGAAUCUCCGUACGUUAGAUCUAAGCUCUAAUGUUCUAAGUAAUGGAAGCUUUCCACAUUGCAUGUUGGGUACAUUCUCUUCUUUGGAAGAGCUCCACUUACGGAACUUUUCCCUUGAACAACCAUCGUCUAAUGUCCUCAUAGCAUUACAAGGAGCAAGAAAUCUUCAUGAUUUGGAUCUAAGUAACAACAAUCUCAGCGACGGAAGUCUGAAAGCAUUAUGUGAAGCAAGGAAUCUUUGGGCAUUGGAUUUAAGUUAUAGCAAUCUCAAUGUGGAACAUAUACCACAUUGUCUGCAACAAAAUCAUUCUUCUUUGGAAGAACUUAUCCUACAGGGCACUUUUACCACCAAAGACUCGGAUGCUCUUCUAAAAGGAUUAAUAUGUAAAUGGAAGAAACUCAAAAGUUUGGAUCUAAGUAUGAAUGAUCUUAGUGAUGAAAGAUUACCCUUUUGCCUAUUGCAUAAUAAUUCUGUUCUCGAUGAUCUUGAUCUGUCAUCGAAUAAUUUAAAAGGUUCACUUGGCUUCUUAACAGGGCUUUGUAAACUAAGGAAGUUAUGGUACCUGAAUCUUAGAAACAACUCAAUUGACAAUAUCAAUUGGACAUGUUUGAGCAGCCAAUUGAAUUCUUUGCAGAGCCUUGAUCUUUCUCACAAUCAAAUACCAGGCACCAUUCCUCCUUUUGUUUCUAACCUAACCUCUCUUGUCUAUCUUGAUCUUUCCAGUAAUAAGUUGGAAGGAGUGGUCUUCUUCUCUAUGUUUGCAAAUCUUUCAAAACUUGCAGAGAUUAACCUUUCAAAUAAUAAAGAUUUAGAAAUUGAAACCGAGUCCCCAACUUGGGUUCCAUCUUUCCAACUAGAUUCUUUGGGCUUGGAAAAUUCAAGCGUUUUCAACAUGACAGAUCUACGACUCUUAAGGCUUGAUGGCAAUCGCUUCACAACACUCUUCCCAAUUAUUCCAUCAACCCUUCCUUCACUCGAGCUUCUAGACAUAAGUAGGAAUUCCAUUUCCAGCUACAUCCAAGAUUGGUUGCCUGCUUUUCCACAAAUGGUCGCACUCCUCAUGAGAGGAAAUGAUUUUGUUGGUUGCCUUCCAACAUCAUUGUGUCAGAUGCAACAAUUACGGUUUUUGGAUCUUUCAAAUAAUCGUCUGUCUGGAAGCAUACCUUCUUGCCUCAAUAACAUCACCUCAUUGCUGGAAAAAUCAGAAUUACCACUCAGAACAACAAUAUCGGGUUCCAACUACAUGGAAGUAAAAGUCAAAGUAAAUUUUGCCACAAAGAGAAACUUGUACUCAUAUGAGGGUCUUCCUCUUGCCCAGAUGGCUGGGAUCGAUUUAUCUCUAAACCAAUUUUCCGGUGAUGUUCCAUCUCAAAUGGGAGAGUUAAGAGCCCUUCGUUCAUUAAACCUUUCUCACAAUUCUCUAAUGGGCUAUUUUCCGAUAUCCUUUCAAGCGUUGGAAUUGUUGGAGAGUUUGGAUCUCUCUCACAACAAGUUGGUGGGAAUGAUUCCUCCUCAAAUGAUUCGACUCUCUUUUCUUUCCACUUUCAAUGUGGCCUUCAAUCAACUCUCAGGCAAGAUCCCAUAUGAGAACAAUUUUGCUACUUUCACCAAGGAUAGCUACAUUGGUAAUCCGGGACUUUGUGGACCUCCAACUGAAGUCAAUUGUUCAUCACCUCAACCACCCCAUGAUGAAUACAAGGAAGGAGAUGUUGAUGAACAAAGUCUCAUUGACAAUGACUUAUUUUUCUAUUCAUAUGUGGCUAUUUCUUACAUCCUGGGAUUCUGGAUUGUUGUUGCUCCUCUUCUUCUCAGCAGAAAUUGGCGUAGGAAGUACUACAAAGUUGUGGAUGGAUGCAUUGAGUGGUGUAGUGAUAGGCUCUUCUGGUUCUUGUUUUAUAUCAAAAACUAUUGGUAG